Xiphias gladius (swordfish) is the source of this 6375-nucleotide messenger RNA. It is a transcript of the gene camsap2a, whose product is annotated as calmodulin regulated spectrin-associated protein family, member 2a. The coding region runs from base 16 to 4392 and encodes 1458 amino acids. The record is from RefSeq and is a predicted model, not a curated record. The transcript has 17 exons. Gene Ontology annotation, molecular function: microtubule minus-end binding; spectrin binding; calmodulin binding. Gene Ontology annotation, biological process: negative regulation of microtubule depolymerization; neuron projection development; cytoplasmic microtubule organization. Gene Ontology annotation, cellular component: microtubule minus-end. Lineage: Eukaryota; Metazoa; Chordata; Actinopteri; Istiophoriformes; Xiphiidae.
AGUUCGGGGAGAAACAUGGGUGAAGUUCAGGACGCCAGGGAUGUCCACAAGACCGUCGCCGCUCCAGCAGUAAAGCCCUUUGAGCACUAUGACUUCUCCCGAGCCAAAAUCCGUUGCAGCCUCACAUGGCUGGUGGCCAAAGCGUACGGGACAGACAGCAUCCCGACAGACUUGAAGGAUCCGUUCUACACAGACCAGUAUGAGCAGGAGCACCUGAAGCCUCCUGUGACCAGCCUCCUGCUGUCUGCAGACCUCUACUGCAGGGCCGGCAGCCUCAUCCUGAAGAGCGACGCCGCCAAGCCCCUGCUGGGCCACGACGCCGUGAUCCAGUCACUGGCACAGCGUGGACUCUACGUCACCGACCAGGAGAGGCUGGUCACUGAGAGGGACCUUCGAAAGAGGCCUCUACAAAUGAGCGCCCAUCUGGCAAUGAUAGACACUCUGAUGAUGGUGUACACAGUGGAGACUGUGAGUGUGGAGAAGGUGAUGGCCUGCCUAUGUCAGUAUUCAUCCUGCAACCCUGAUGUGGAAGCACCAUAUGAUACGGAAGAUGCAGUGACCACCUGGAUCAACAAGGUAAACGAACAUCUGAAAGAUAUCGUGGCUCAGGAGCAAAGGAAGAAGGAGACGCAGACUGCCGAGCCUGCUGGUAGUCCUCGGGCUAGGUACAGGAAGGAGCAGGCCUCGACCCAACAGGUUCCCUGGAUCCCCCCAGUGGACAACCUGCUGAAAGACAGCACAGACGGCUCGGCCCUGGGCGCUCUGCUGCACUUUUACUGCCCUCAGCUGCUACCACUAGAUGAUGUCUGUCUGAAGGAGAACAUGACGCUGUCCGAUCGGCUGUACAACCUGCAGCUCAUUCAGGACUUCUGCAAAGACAACCUCAAUAGCUGCUGCCACUUCAGCCUGGAGGACAUGCUCUACGCCUCCUCCACCAUCAAGAAUAACUACCUGGUGUUCAUAGCAGAGCUGUUUUGGUGGUUUGAGGUGGUCAAGCCGUCUUUUGUGAAACCAAGAACGCUGGAUAGCGAAGGCACAGAGCCUUCAUCUUUGUUGAAGAGUAUGCCAACCAUCCCUAUCUCCAAGGCAACUAAGAGAAGCUUCAUGGAAAGACCCCCCAGUCCUGAGAGACUUGGUUUGCCCCUCCGACCCCAGCCUAAAACUUCAGGGGAGAUCAAGCGGUCAACCUCAAUGUCUUUUGUUGAUGGCAACCUUGGCACCUGGCCCAAAGAGAAAAGGUCUGGGCCUUAUGGAGUUUCUUUUGACAUCCCCUUUGACAAAGAGGACUCUGCUCCUGCCCCUCUUUCCUCCACACGGGGCAUGGUCAGGUCUGUUAGCACUGAUGAUGGCUCUGGUUUCAAGGUCCACCACCUGCCCCGUGGGAUCAAGCGCAACCUGUCCUUCCAGCCAGUGAAUGGCCAGAGUGUUGGUAUUGAGGAGGAGGGCUGCCCAGACAGCCUAGCUGGUAUGGAGCCUGGCAGGCAGUCUUAUCCCAACGGACAUGGAAGUGUCAUGGCAACAACCCCGUCCAUGGAGGAGGCCCUUCAGAUUAUCCACAGUCCUAGCAGGCCCCCAGUGGAGGGCAUCAACAAUGGCUUCUUCCUGCACAGUCAGGACCAUGGGGCUACUGUUGGUGUCUCAGAGCCAGUGUCAGAGGGGGACUCCAAAGGACCUCUGAGCACCACAGACACCACAGAGGUGGACACUGGCAUCCAUAUCCGAACAGAGGACAUGCUGGAUGAGGAUUCCUCUCUUAAAGACUGCUCUGUUAACAUGGAGCUGGAUAUGGACACGCCAAGCCCUUGUCCAAGCAGCCAGAGUAAAUCCCCUUCUGGAGUGAAGUUGACCAGCUUCGCUGAACAGAAGUUGAGGAAGCUCAAUCCAUCAGCGCCGGACUCAGGGAGGGGCAGCAGCAGCUCCCUCAAGACCACUCCUGAGGGCUCUGAGUUUGGAGUCUCAUUAUCUGUCUCUUGGGCCCCGACCCCUGAGCACAGCCCCAUCCAUCAACAAACCACACCACCCCUUACUGCUCAAGAAUCUCCCACAGCUGUCCAGCUUCCACCCAAUGACCCUGCUCAAGUCAUGGCUACGGAAAUGGUGCAGCUGAGGAUGAGGCUGGAGGAGAAACGGAAAGCCAUUGAAGCACAGAAGAAGAAAGUGGAGGCUGCUUUUACAAGGCAUCGGCAAAAGAUGGGUCACUCAGCGUUUCUCAAUGUGGUAAAGAGAAAAGGGGAUGGGGCUGCCAGUGGAGAAGACGGAGGGAAAAUUGAGGGCGAAGGCAAGGCAGCAAGCACAAGUCCCAUCUUUAAAUUUGGAAGGAGCAAGGCAGACACACCUGAUGGGGCAGAGCAAAGCAUCACAACCUUCUCUUGGACAAAGUCACCCGGUGCAGGAGAGGAGGGUGGACACAGUCAUGCCCAGCUAACCGAGGUGGAUCUAACAGAGUAUACGCGCUCUAUUGAGAAACUCAACCACUCAUUAGCCUUCCUCCAGACUGAGAUGCAGCGACUGGCUCAGCAGCAGGAAGUCAUCAUGACCAUGAGGGAGCAACAACAUCAGCAGUCGUGGGUCAUCUCUCCUCCAAAUACAAACCCCUCACCACAAAAACACAGUCGGGCCGGAGCUGUUACUCGAUCCUCAGGACCCUCUUCUCCUGCCGACUCCCCUCGCUCCACCCACCGCUCUCCAACCAGCAUCAAACGCAAAUCUGCCUCCUUCCACUCACGUAAUCCCCGCACUGCUCGUCCCAGCGAGCUCAAGCUGGCCCCUUACAGUCGAGUCCUAACUGCCCCGCAAUCUGUCGAUAGCAUCCCAAGGCUACGGCGAUUUUCUCCCUGCCAGCCUUUGGCAAGUUCCUUCGUUUACAUGGGGGACAAAUCAGCAACCGCCAAUCCGGAGACAGUAGCCAAAGACGGAGAUAAAAACAAGGAGACUGAUUCCCUCCUUUCCCCAGAGAGGGAGCUUGCCUGUAUAUGUGUAGCCAGCCCACCCCCCAGCUCCCUUAACCUGCAGAGCAAAAGAGAGAAAACAGAAGUAGAUUCAAAUGCCAAAUCCCAGGAAACUGAGGCUCACAGCCAAUCCAAGAUCACCGACAUGGAAACAGAUUACAAGAAAGCCGGAGUUCAGAAGUCAGCUGUAGAUAUCAAACCUACCAUAGAGUCAUCAUUUCCCGAGGUUCUGGCCCAACCUGUGGUAGAAACCUUCACGGUGACACCUACAGAGAUCCCUCCACAACCAGAAACUUCAGACCAAGCAAAGAGCAGCUUAAUUGAGGUUCCUCUGUCAGUCGUGAAGCCACUGGAGGACCUGACACUUGAUGAUGGUUUGGAGAUGCAGGGUAAUGUGGAAGGCCUGGAUGAGGAGCAGAAGAUGUGUCGUGGUUUCUUCUUCAAGGAGGACGGAAAGGCCGAGGAGAACAUGGCCCAGAAGAGGGCGGCGCUGCUGGAGAAAAGGAUGAGAAGGGAGAAGGAGAGCCAGCAGAGGAAAAUACAGCUGGAGGCUGAGCUGGACCAGAAGAAAGAGGAAGCUCGAUUGAAAGCAGAGGAGGAGCGUCUCAGGAAGGAGGAGGACAAGGCCAGGAAGGAGUUCAUCAAACAGGAAUAUCUCAGGAGGAAGCAGCUCAAACUGAUGGAGGACAUGGACACUGUCAUUAAACCUCGACCAACCGGUGGGGCCAAGCAGAGGCGGGGCCGGCCAAAGUCCAUCCAUCGUGACAGCAUGGACUCCCCCAAAACCCCCGUCAGAGCUGCCACAGGUUCACGUCAACGUGUCUUUUCAGUCUCCAGCUUGUCCCUGGCUUCCCUCAACCUGGGAGACAGCGACAGCGUUCACUCUGAGAAGAGGACACCGAGGCCAGACUCUGCAGAUGGCUUCCUGUCCCCAAGUCGCUCCAGCAGCAGGAAUGGAGAAAAGGACUGGGAAAACGGAUCCACAACCUCCUCUGUUACAUCCAACACAGAGUACACUGGACCGAAGCUGUACAAGGAACCCAGUGCCAAGUCGAACAAGCACAUCAUCCAGAACGCUCUGGCCCACUGCUGCCUCGCAGGCAAGGUCAAUGAGGGGCAGAAGAACAAGAUCCUGGAGGAAAUUGAGAAAUCGGAAGCCAACAACUUCUUAGUGUUGUUCCGCGAUGCCGGCUGCCAGUUCCGCUCACUCUACACUUACUGCCCCGAGACAGAGGAGAUCAACAAGCUGGCUGGCAUCGGCCCCAAGAGCAUCACACGCAAGAUGAUCGACGGCCUCUACAAGUACAACUCGGACAGGAAGCAGUUUAGUCAGAUACCAGCCAAGACCAUGUCGGCCAGCGUGGACGCAGUGACGAUCCACAACCACCUCUGGCAAACCAAGAAGCCAGCCACCCCUAAAAAAGUAGUGCCUGCCCAGUCCUAGUGGAACUUGGUACCCCAAACAUCACCAUUCCCCCCCUCAAGUGGAACAUAACCAUUUCAAUUUGCACUUCACUGUACAUAUCCAUAAAGAUUCAAACACCUGCAAUGCCAGUUAGACGAAUGCAUCUUUGUCUUUUUCAUGUUUGCAUUCCUGUCCUUCUUUUUCCUCCUUAAUUUGGACUGGACAUGAUGGGACUCAAAGAUUAGGAGCAACUGGAAUGUAUGCCACUGUUUGAAGAAUGAUGUACAUGCUUAUCACUUCUGUGUUUCUUGAGACUGUCAUGUGUGAGUCAGUUUACGAAGGCAUGUGUGAGUGUCGUUCUUGUUUCCUAUGUGCCAAAUGUCAAAAAAAGAGACAGAAUGAAUGCUAGGAAAUUUUACCCGGUACACUGAAGCACUGAAUGUUUUUAAUUCAUGUACAGAUUGAUUUUUGUUUGCAUUAUCCUGUUGAUGUGUGGCCUUAUGCUCGUUUUUGUUUUAGCGCGUGAGUGCGAUGAGGUGGUUGUAAAGCAGCGUAUAUACGGAGGGUUUUUUUGUAUUUGGAAGGACACUUUUUUUCUUCAUCUCCGUGAGUAAAACAGUUUGUAUAUUAAGGUAUGUAAAACUACAAAGGGCCAAAAAACUAAAUGCAUACAGCUAGUGGUCGCCACACAGUACAUGUGUGCUCAGCUCAACAAAGCCAAGCGGUUUCAGCUUUUUCAGAACCCUUUUUGAGAAAGUGAUUUUAAAGGAUGCAGGACGUUACUCUAGAUCACUGGUUCUCAACCUGCAGGCCAUGACACCUGAAGAAGACUUGAGUUAUAAUGUGCAAUGUGUGAAAAAUGUAUUUCUGAUAUACAAAUCUGCGAUCAUGUUUGUAAUCAUUGUGAUGAUUUUCUUUUUCUCGUGAGCAGUUGCAACCUCAAAACGUGUACCAGUAAUUAAUUAAAACUGCCUGACAGUGAAAAUAAAAACCAUCCGUGGAGCGUCAGAGUUGACCUGGUGGUUUGCUGGCACUUGCAGCAGGGUUUUUUACAUGGAGGCAUUGCUUCAGCCAAAAAAGGUUGAGAACCAGUGUUGUAGAUCACUUUGCUGCUGGUUCACAGCAGGUUUGUGAACAAAAUGAAAUAGCUCAGUAUUAUUUCUUCUUUAUUUUGAAAUGCUGCCUACUGCACCAUGUAGGAACUUUGCAGUUUAUUAAGAUAAUGUACAAUCACACUCUCACCCACUGGUAUCAGGAAUAUGACUGAAAUCCAAGACAUAAUGACACAUGAGAAGUAUCUCUUUUUAUAUCUGUAUCAGGAUUUAAAAUUAAAAUGUUAAAUAUUAAAUUCAAGAUUCACACACACCACUCCUCUUGAUAAUGUCUGUACUCAUGCAACUAUAAGGCACUUAUGGUCCACCAAGCACCAAAACGUAGAAAACAUAGCGCAUACACAAAGUUUAGAUUUCCGAUUAGUUAAAAAGCCCGCCAUGCAUCAUAGUGAGUUUCUGCCUGACUCAUUAAAAUGGCCUUUCUUUCUUUCUUUUUUUUUCCAUUAUUUGGCAAAUGAAUUUCACAGAAUAAUGCAAGACAGAAACAGGCAGAUCCUUGUUGCUGCAUACGGGUAAGAGACUCGCCACAGGGUUUCAUUGGUGUCAGUAUCACGUUCCUUUUGCCACCAAAUGUCCAAUCAACACCAUUCGCAGGUAUGAUUUCCUGCAAAACAAAUCUGCUAACAUGGUGCUUUGCUUUCAAGUAGGGGGGAUAUUUAUGACCAAAAGAGCGCAUAUACGUGUCUCUGAAAACGUAAAACUAUAUGGCAGAGUGAAGAAGUGUUGCUCUGUUGAUGAUUGGAAGGAUUUGUCCACAGAAACCUCUGUCCACCUGCUUUCGGCUGUUUAUGGCCAAGGUAAAAGAUUCUUUUAACUGUAAUGGUAUUGUACAGUGUGUUCAUGUGAGCUCAUACCUAUUCACUAUAAUGAAUUUGUUUUGUUUGUCAGACGCUGUGCUGUCAUUCAACAU